Perognathus longimembris pacificus (Pacific pocket mouse) is the source of this 764-nucleotide messenger RNA. RefSeq names its product FAM3 metabolism regulating signaling molecule B (gene Fam3b). Bases 34 to 741 code for a protein of 235 amino acids. The transcript has 9 exons. The record is from RefSeq and is a predicted model, not a curated record. Lineage: Eukaryota; Metazoa; Chordata; Mammalia; Rodentia; Heteromyidae.
CCAAGCCAGGCAGAAGGGAAAUGCACCUGCAAGAUGCGUCCAGUGGCGACCGGCGCAUUGAAGGCGAUGUUCUUCAUCUUUGCCUCCAUGUGCGCCUGGUACUCGGGGUACCUGCUCGCAGAGCUCAUUCCUGCCAUGACGCUGUCCAGUGCCGUCUAUAGCCUCCGGAGCGUCGGCGAGAGGCCCAUCCUCAAGGCACCAGACCCCAAAAGGCAAAAGUGUGACCACUGGACCCCAUGUCCCCCCAACUCCUAUGCCUACCGCCUGCUCAGUGGCGGGGGCAGAGACAAGUAUGCCAAGAUCUGCUUUGAGGAUGAGCUGAUAUUAGGCGCAGAAGUCUGGGAACGUGCGAGAGGAAUAAACAUUGCCAUCAUCAACUAUGUGACGGGGAAGACGACAGCGGCACAGCAUUUUGAUAUGUAUGGCAGCGAUGGUUCUGGACCGAUGAUCGAGUUCAUUCAGAGGGCAGCUCCCAAAUCCCUGCUGCUCAUGGUGACCCAGGAUGAUGGAAGCAGCCGACUCCAGGCCAAGGCUAAGGAUGUUAUUGAAGCCCUCGGGAGCAAGGAGAUCAGGAACCUGCGCUUCCGGUCCAGCUGGGUGUUCCUUGCACCCAUAGGCUUUGAGCUCCCUCCGGGGAUUCAGCGGGAGAAGAUCAACCACUCUGAUGAACUGAAGAACAGAUACUCCGGCUGGCCGGCAGAGGUCCAGAUCGAAGGCUGCAUACCGGAAGGACUAAGCUAAGCGAGUGUUCUGUGGUCCUCAAU